Messenger RNA from Aplosporella prunicola CBS 121167, 1308 nucleotides. RefSeq lists its product as uncharacterized. The transcript is spliced from 2 exons. Lineage: Eukaryota; Fungi; Ascomycota; Dothideomycetes; Botryosphaeriales; Aplosporellaceae. The record is from RefSeq and is a predicted model, not a curated record. Bases 1 to 1308 code for a protein of 435 amino acids.
AUGCCGCCGCCAUCGCUGUCCACUAACGUAGUUCCGGACAAUUCAUUCACACUUGGCAGCCGGAUGGAUACGAAUCUGUCGAUGCUCUCCGACAUGUCUUUCUCUGACGUGCCUUCUGGGUUUUGGGACAUCCGCUUCCAAGGUAGCUGUCCAGUAUGCCACCACUGGCACUACAAGAUGAAGUUGAAGCUUUCACGUCAUCCCGGGGUCUACAACGGAAUACGAUGCGAGAACUGCGGUCACAAAUGGUUCGGUCUCGGCGGAAACUCUACGCACGCGUCCCUGUCUGCUGUGGGCACUGUUUAUGACCAAGGGAACCAGCCAGCACUGUCUCCACCUUUAGCAGUAGCCCUUGAGAGUAUAUCCGAGAACCAACUAGAACCAGACAACAACAGCGCGUACCAGAAACCCGUCGCAGAUGCCGACUGGCGAAAUUCAGGCCGCGAGACUGACGACUUGGAGCGGCUGAAGGACCUUCGACACAAAAAGACACUAACAGCUCAGCAAAACUCAUGCUCAUGUGCACCAAACUGCACCUGCAAGCGGCCCUCUAGCUCCAUGGCCCCGAACGCAUCGGUCAUCGACGAGCGGCCGUCCCUAUACCCCCUCGACCUCGCCGUGUCAUCCUCGCACGACCUUAACAACAACUGCUCGCAAAGACACUCCCUCGACCUCGUCGGCAUCGGAAGCGCCUUUCCUGCCGACAGCAUCGCCGGCGAACCGCGCCUCUCCGUCCUGACGUUCAGCAGCAGCGGCUCGGCGCCCAGUCACAGCCGUGUCGGCAGCUAUGGCCGCAAUGCCUUGCGCCAGGACAACAACGCGUUCGUUCCAUCAACCAGCAUGACAGCGCACGAACAACACUUCCCUGCGAUGGCGUCUUCGUCUUACGCGCCCAGCACAGACGGCGACGGCUCACCCCGCCGAAACAGCUUCCUGCCCGGCCGCGACUCGCUGCAUCUGCGGCCGCGCACCGAGUCAUCGUCGGUUCCGCGCGUGCCGUCGCCGCUGGCGUCGCCCAUGUAUCCGCCUAGCGAGGGCGAGGGGGAACUUGAUAGGCGGCGGUCAGACUACACGGUUUCGUCUCUCGAUACGGCAGAGUUGCGGAGACUUUCUGAUCGGGGAGGGGCAGAUGGCGGCAUGUCGAUUUCGCCGAUUCAAGAGUCGGUUUCUAGGGUGUCUUCGCUUGAAGGCUAUCGUGGGGAUGAGGGGAUGAGGGUUUCGCCGUCGCCGUUGCUGGAGAGGGAGAGUGGCGAGGUGGGCACUGGGCGGAGAGAGAUGGGGCCGUUGGACUCGCAUCCUGUUGUGUGA